AUGAAGUCAUCCGUGCAGGCGUUGCUGCUCGAUAUGGACGGCGUGUUGGCCGAGGUGUCCCAGUCCUACCGCCAGGCCAUCAUCGACACUGCGCGUCACUUCGGCGUGCCUGUCACGCACGAGGACAUCGACCGGCACAAACUGGCGGGCAAUGCCAACAAUGACUGGCAGUUGACGCACCGUCUGGUCCUGGACGGUCUUAACAACGCCAGAGCUGCCCCCACACUAGAAGCAGUCACGGCUCAAUUCGAGGCUCUGUAUCAAGGUGUGGGCAACACUCCGGGUCUGUGCGAGCUUGAGACGCUGCUCACGCCCGAGGGAUUGUUGCGUGAGCUGCACCGUCGUCUUCCCAAAGGCAUGGCGGUGGUCACGGGACGACCUCGCAAGGACUGCGUCAAGUUCUUGACCGCUCACGGCAUCGAGGACUUGUUCCCAGUGCAGAUCUGCAUGGAGGACUGUCCGCCUAAGCCAUCACCGGAGCCCAUUCUUCUUGCACUCAAGGCUCUGGGUGUCGAGGCCCCAUACGCCGCCAUGGUUGGAGACACCGUGGACGACAUCAUCGCUGGCCGCAAGGCUGGAACUAUUGCCUACGGUGUCUUGACCCCACAGACGUACGCCAAGUCGAUCCUAGACCAAACACCUGCAGCUAUUGGCAAGGUAUUGGAAGAGGUCGGAGCUUCAGUUGUGCUGACUCCGGGACUUGCAGAGCUGCUGGACCUCGUCCCUCCAGAGACGUCGAUUAGUGUCAAGCUGUCGCUGGACGGCACGGGCAAGUCCACGGUGAGCUCUGGCAUUGGAUUCCUGGACCACAUGCUGACGGCUUUAGCCAAGCAUAGUCGCUUCGACCUGGAACUUGACUGCAAGGGCGACACGUGGAUCGACGACCACCACACGACGGAGGACUGCGCGUUGACGCUCGGCGAGGCCUUCGAUGUCGCGCUGGGCGACCGCGCGGGUAUCGCUCGCUUCGGCUCGGCGUGUGUACCGCUGGAUGAGGCUCUGUCCCGCGCUAUCGUGGACAUCUCGAGUCGCGCGCACAGCGAGAUUAACCUGCAGCUGGUGCGUCCGAGCGUGGGCGAGCUGUCGUGCGAGAUGAUCACACACUUCUUCGAGUCGUUCGCCAGCGCCGCUCGUCUCACGCUGCACGUGGAUGUGCUCCGUGGCCGCAACGACCACCACCGCGCCGAAGCGUCCUUCAAGGCGCUGGCCGUCGCGCUGCGUACUGCCGUCAAGCACGACGCCACUGCGGGCGUUCCGAGUACCAAAGGUGUUUUAGCGUGA
Molecule: messenger RNA, 1281 nt
Organism: Phytophthora infestans T30-4
Lineage: Eukaryota; Oomycota; Peronosporomycetes; Peronosporales; Peronosporaceae
Product: imidazoleglycerol-phosphate dehydratase
Exons: 2
Coding region: 1-1281 (426 amino acids)
Biological process (GO): L-histidine biosynthetic process
Molecular function (GO): phosphatase activity; imidazoleglycerol-phosphate dehydratase activity
Source: RefSeq, a predicted model, not a curated record